AACGUGGCAUUUCUACAGGGGGGGCCGGGCGGAGAAACUGAAGGUUCCCAACCCCACAUCCACACGCCUCCCUCCGGAGAACCUGCGGAGAGUCCCCGGAGCUCAGUGAAUGUCCGAAAGCAGCAAUAUUGGCAGAAGGAUGUUCGGUGGAGGUCCUGCCCCGGGGCCCUCCUUGGUGGUUCAUCCGCCCAUGCACAGCGCCACUUCCCACACAACCAGCGAGUCGGCCUGUGACGUGUAGGAUCGGCGGCGUGGCCACGGUUGCUGCGUGCCGGGCUGUCGGCUGCUGCGAGUCGGACUCCCCCGCUGGAGCUCUCCCUGUGGCUCGGCCCAGUCGGGUGUGUUUACCUCCCAGCCGCUGCUGCCCUGUGGCCGGCUGCCACACGACACACACACAGACACACACUCCGCCUUCCGCAGCCUCAACGAGCCCGAGGAGCACCGAUGUAAGCGGCCUCGCCUCUCGUCCUUCACGGGUUCCCUGCAGAGCCGCGUGUCGGUGACCCCGUGACCAAGUCGUCAUGAAUAAGGAAAUCAUGUCACGUGUGGUGAAGAAGAGGCAGGCAGACCCCAAGGUGGUCCAGUAUGUGUGGGCGUCCAUUGAGGUCAUCCGCAACCAGAAACAAAUCGCAAAUAUGGACAGGAUCUCCAAGUACCUGAGUCGUGUUUAUAGUAUGCACCCUAAGGAGACUGCCAGACAGCUGAGCCUGGCUGUUAAGGACGGCCUGGUGGUCGAGACCCUCACGGUUGGCUGCAAGGGCUCAAAGGCCGGCAUUGAGCAGGAAGGCUACUGGCUACCGGGGGAGGAAAUGCCAAGUUCAUUCCCAAAUAAUCAGCAGGAGCCGAAAGCUGAGGGAAGCAAGGACUGGGAGGCAGAAAGCCACGACUGGUACUGCUUCGAGUGUCACCUACCGGGCGACAUCCUCACGUGCGACAACUGCUUCCGAGUCUACCAUCUCAAGUGUCUGUCGGACGAGUGUAAGCCCAGAGAUGGAGGAUCGCACUGGCAGUGCGUCGCCUGCAGGGGCAGUAAAAAGAAGAACCUGAACAAACAGGACAUGUGUAAAUAUCUGCGUUUCAUCGUCCAGCGCAUGAAGGAGCGGGCAGUGGACCUGAACAAGAAAGGCAAAGACAUUAAACAUCCCAUGUACAGACGGCUGAUCCACACUGCACUGGACGUGUCCAACAUCCAAGAGAACCUGUCUGAGGGAAAGUAUAAGAACUUUGAUGAGUUCAAAGCAGACGCUCAGCUGAUUGUUCACAACACUUCCAUCUUGUAUGGAGUUCACAGCGACCAGGCAGAGAUCGCCCGGUUGCUCUUCAGCGACACAUGUCACGAGUUGAACGAGUUGUUGUUGUGUAAGAACUGCUUCUACCUGUCGAACGCCCGGCCCGACAACUGGUUCUGUUACCCCUGUAGCCCCAGUCAUGACCUGGUCUGGGCGAAGAUGAAGGGUUUUGGCUACUGGCCGGCCAAAGUCCUGCAGCGGGAGGACAACCAGGUGGACGUGCGCUUCUUCGGACACCAGCACCAGAGAGCCUGGAUUCCUGCAGACAACAUACAGGACAUCAAGGUGAGUGUCCAGCAGCUGCAGGUGAAGCGCAGCAGUGGUUGGAAGAAGGCGUGCGAGGAGCUUGAGGUCUACCAGCGUUUCCUGAGGGAGGGACGCUACUGGAAAACAAAGAUGGAGGAAAGCAGCCUGCCGCACCAUCAACAGAGCCAGAGCCAGCAGCAGCCGCUGCAGGAAGUGGAGGAGGAGGAGGAGGAGGACGAUGUGGUGGAGGAGGAAGAGGAGGGCGGUGGAGGUGGUGGAGGCGCCGCGAGGCCCGACAGACCAGACAGACCAGACAGACCACAGCGGACAGACGAAGCCGAGUCGAGCAUCUCGUCCACGAGCAACGAGCAGGUCCGACAUCUCAAGGGCAGUCAGGAGCCCAAGGCGAAGAAGAGCCGUCGGUCUCAAAUGGUUGAGCCCAAAGAGGAAGCCAGUGUAAGUUUGUUUGUCAACAAUCCAACGGACCCGGAGCCCGAGAUGGAGGCGGUGAGCUCCAGCCAGGAGAUCCCCGUGUCCUCGGCGCCGCAGCAGCCGGAGAAGCUGUCGGUGUCGACGCAGACCAAGAAGGCCAGCGGGGGGUCGCCUCGCACGCUGCACCGCGGAACCCAGACCAGCAGCGACGGCGCCUGCCAGAACAUGUGCCACGAGAAAUACACCAAGGUCUUCAACGACGUCAAGGAGAUGAUGAAGGCCGACAACAAGAGGGAAACGGAGAGGGUCGUCCGAGAAGCUCUGGAAAAGCUCCGUGCAGAGAUGGAGGAGGAGAAGCGCCAGGCGGUGACGAAGGCGGUGGCCGGAUCUCAAGCGGAGAUGGAGAGGAAGUGUAAGCAGGUGAAGGAGAAGUGUAAAGAGGAGCUGGUGGAGGAGGUGAAGAAGCUGGUGGCCCAACACAAACAGCUCAUCUCCCAGACCAAGAAGAAACAGUGGUGUUACAACUGUGAGGAGGAGGCCAUGUACCACUGCUGCUGGAACACCUCGUACUGCUCCAUCAAGUGUCAGCAGGAGCACUGGCACGCCGACCACAAACGAACCUGCCGCCGGAAGAGAUGAGCGACCAAGCCCCGCCCUCUCUGACCCCCCCCCACAGCUCGCCAAUGGCUCUCGCCCUCUCUGUCGCCUGUCAGUCAGUGUCUACAACACACUCACACACACCCCCCCCCCUUCCUGCGUCUAUACUUGCCUUCCUGAAAACUCUGUGGACCCGAGUCUCUGCUUCUGUUUGUGUUAUUUAAAGUUCCCGUCGUGUUGAUUUCUCUGAACCACGAGCAGAUCGUCGGAGAGUUCGAGACCUCGUCCGACUUUUAUGUUUCUAUUUGAGUUUUUAUUCUUUUCCUUUUACUGAAGUGCUAAUUUUGAGCUUGUGUCAGAGAAUGUGUUAUUUAAGUGUGUAGUAACAGAUGAGCAUUAACAGAAGACAUUUUAUUACCUGAAUUUUUUAAAAGAGUCAUUUUUCUUACUGUAAAUGCAACCCCCCCCCCCCCUGUAAGUACUACGGCUGCAUUGAACGAGUUCUGCUUUCAUAGAGAAAAAGUCCUGGAAAAAACUACAAAAAGCUGCGUGAGGUCACGAAGUUUCUCUUUUCACUUUUCACGAGGCGCUUGAGGUGAAAAGCACCUUUUAUCAUUUCUACCUAAAAUCAAGGCUUAUUGGAAACAGGGUCACGAGUUCGGCUUGAGAAGACGCCGCCAAAAAAUAUCUUCCAUGUAUUAUUAUUGAUAUUAUAAUUAAUAUUAUGCAAUUUUUCCUCUUUUUUUUUUUAACAGAAACAGAACUUUUAAUGAGUCGGGUAUUAAAAUAAAAUGUGAAAUCAUUAAUUUUUGUUGCUCUAAAUUGGGAAAAUGUAGAACAAUCUUUCUUGAGCUGGAUCUUAGAGAGGUUCCAUGAUUUGACCGUUUUUUUGCACAUUUCAUUUUGUUAACAGCCCAAAUAUGUGUACCCCCCCCCCCCAGUCCCGGCUUUGCUUUGUAUAGUUUUCCGAGCGUCGUAAGUGUAAUUUUUAUAAUAUGAUAAACACUCGAAAUGCAUCUUCUUUCCUUUUUUUAACCUGACGUGUGAGUGAAGCUCCGAGACGCUUUCCCUGCUCGUGCUGUCGGCUUCUCUUCUUCGUGCAUGUUGAUAGUUCCAUCGUCUGUUUUUCAUUCAUCGCGGUAAAAGAAAACAACAAAUAAAGAAAUUAAGAAGACGGAUGGACCAAUAUAAAACAUUAUGCAAAUGUGAAUGAUCAAAUCAAUCUUUUCUAUUCCUCUCCCUGAGAUGGAGGUCGCUUGUUUCUACCUUUGGUGCUUGGAUUUAUUUUUUUUUUCCUUCCUCAAUGCGGCAAUCAAAUUGCCAGGUUUUGAUUUUUAGAAGUGUGACACUUUUAAAGUUUGACUGUUUCCUCAGUUAUGAAGAUUGACUGGAGGUAAAAUAAUUCAGCUUCUCUGUACAGAUCCUUUUCUUUUUCUCAACCCGCUCUGGUUUGUGCUUCUGGUUGUGUGGUCACAUCCGUUGUGUGGUAAAUGGAAAGUGAACUCUCAGUCCGGUGGUCUACUUGUGCCGUGUGCCCGUUCUAUAGCACAUGCUAACUGUACGUUAUGAUCUAUAUAUUGAUGUUGCUUUUCAUUCUGUACCAACAGGAAAUCAAAAUGCUCAAUAAAUCCUGGUUUCACAGAUGCAGAAAGUUAAAGUCUAAUAAUAGCAGCGCUGGUGAGGCUCUCUCACCUGUCGCUCGCCCUGGCUCUGAAAUCCAGAAAAAAGGGUUUGAUAUUAAAGUAAGAGAAUAUUGAAUUAUGGUCUGCAUGGUGACGAUGGACAAGUCCAGCCGCCGUCUCAGUUACACAACUACACAGCUUCGAUUAUGGGAUAUUUCUAGCAGCAGAUUUUGUAUUUCUGGAGGUGUGUGUGUGGAGUGUUGGGAUGAAUAACCGACAACGUGUGUGUUGAUGAACAAACACGUUUUAUUAAAGUGAAGCCCUGAUAUGAUUCUGCAGGUUUUGGAAACACAGAACUCUUUAAAGUAUUCGAGCGAACAAUGUGACUCUUAUUAUUAUUAUAUUAUGAAAACUUCCUGUCACGACCCCUGAUUUCUUAACCUUGUCUUUGUUUUGAAAAUGUUUCGAGCGCAUCACUCUAACAUGUCACCCUUCGUCGUACCGCUCUGCCACCGUGUCACUUGUUUUAUCACAGUUCUCCUCCGAGUUUCGGCAUCGAACGUUGUCUCUUCGUCAUCAUUGCACUACAUGUAAAUAAAAUGUCUCCCGUCACAUGAUAUGUACAUUGUAAAUGAAUUCACAAAUAUUGGAUUUCAGCUGUUCUCUUCUGGAUGACUGUUAGUUUUAGUUUUGUACAAUGUACAACCGUAAUCAUGUUAAACUCUGUGGCCACUAGGCGGAGCUGUCUGUGUUUCAGUUUCUCUUUUUCUUUAUCACGUCAAACACCGUGAACCACACUGCACCUUCCACGUAUCCCAGUGAUUCAAUGUGUUGGUUUUUAACACACUGUUGGAAACCUACUCAUAAGUGCAUGACACAUUUCACGUGACUCUUCUCUUUUACUGUUUUUAUAUUCGUCCAUCCAGCCGUGAAGAUUUCAGUGAAUUUAGUUUGUUUUCCGCUAUGUGGAAAAGAAAAUUGAUGUCAUUCCAGUUUGUAUCUCUGGUUUUUAAACUGCAUGAGUAAAGGUGUGUAUCUGUGGCUCCUUAUUCUGUUUCCCUUGUGUAAAGAAGAGAUUUUUGCACUUCCUCAGAGUAAUGCAAUAUGACAAUGAUGUUUUUGUUUCUUUUUUGGGGAAAUUCACUUAAGCGAAAUCACAUUUUCAAAUCAGUAAAUCAAUGACACGGUCGACCAGACUCAGACUUUUCACUGUUUCUAUUCCAUAAGUACGUGAUACGGUGUGAGUACUAUAUGAAAUCCUGCUUAUAAUUUCAGAGUAUAGUUACUUUUAACUGGAAUAAUUCUAGUUUAAAAUUGGUUUGUCCUCAUCUCCUGGAGAUCAUUAUCUUCUGUUCUGUCCAUAUGUACACUAUUAAUCGUGGCUUAACAUUUUCUAUGCUCCUGAUAUUUCUUUUUUGAUGCUGUAGCCAGCAAUAUGUAUAUAAAUAUAUUCUAUGUGCUAACAUGGAGGAAAUAAAUGUUAUCAAAAAUG
Platichthys flesus (European flounder) is the source of this 5678-nucleotide messenger RNA. It is a transcript of the gene zmynd11, whose product is annotated as zinc finger, MYND-type containing 11. Bases 522 to 2606 code for a protein of 694 amino acids. The transcript is spliced from 16 exons. Gene Ontology annotation, molecular function: DNA binding; protein binding; transcription corepressor activity. The record is from RefSeq and is a predicted model, not a curated record. NCBI's taxonomy places the organism in Eukaryota, Metazoa, Chordata, Actinopteri, Pleuronectiformes, Pleuronectidae. Gene Ontology annotation, biological process: regulation of transcription elongation by RNA polymerase II.